Messenger RNA from Aplosporella prunicola CBS 121167, 1853 nucleotides. RefSeq lists its product as uncharacterized. Gene Ontology annotation, molecular function: GTPase activator activity. Gene Ontology annotation, biological process: COPI coating of Golgi vesicle. The record is from RefSeq and is a predicted model, not a curated record. Lineage: Eukaryota; Fungi; Ascomycota; Dothideomycetes; Botryosphaeriales; Aplosporellaceae. The transcript is spliced from 6 exons. Bases 94 to 1542 code for a protein of 482 amino acids.
CAUUCAUCUCCAUUCGCCCUCCGCAUCCACCACCGUUCUCUCGACGCCCAACUUCCCCCCCUCUCUGUCGCGCCUCUGCAGCCCACCGCCAACAUGGCUGCCACAAAGGAAGAGUCUCGCAAAAUCUUCGAAAAGCUCAAGACCAAGGCCGCCAACAAGAUAUGUUUUGACUGCGGCGCAAAGAACCCUACCUGGUCCUCGGUCCCAUUUGGCAUUUACCUAUGCCUCGACUGCUCUGCCAACCACCGUAACAUGGGAGUGCACAUCUCCUUUGUGCGCUCCACCAACUUGGACAUCUGGCAAUGGGAUCAACUUCGCAUCAUGAAGGUUGGCGGCAACGAGUCGGCUACCAAGUACUUCCAAAGCCACGGUGGUUCCGCCGCCCUUAGCAGCAAGGACCCCAAGGCGAAAUACACCUCGAAUGCUGCUACCAAGUACAAGGAAGAGUUGGUCAGGAGAUGCGCCGCCGACGCCAAGCUUUACCCCGCCGAGGUCGUCAUCACAGAUGUGCCCGACGUUGAGACUUCGGGCUCCAACACUCCCGCCAACGACGAAGAUGACUUCUUCUCCUCGUGGGACAAGCCUGCCAUCAAGCGCCCUAGCAACCCUCCCUCAAGAACUGGUACCCCCGCUGCCGGCAGCCGGACUGCCUCGCCCUUCCUCAACGCUCCUAACGGCAAUGGUGCCGCGCGUCCCAAAUCACCUCUCAACGCAGACUCUGGUGAUAAGCCCGCCGCGCCACGCGCUGUUCCCGCUUCGGCCAUUCGCAGUAAGACCGCCACGUCUGCAGCGCCACGCAAGGCCAACAUUCUCGGUGCGAAAAAGACGAAAUUGGGCGCGAAGAAGGUGACGACGGGUGGCGAUGUGUUGGAUUUCGAGGAAGCCGAGCGCAAGGCCAAGGAAGAGGCGGAACGCAUUGAGAAGCUUGGUUAUGAUGCGGAGGCAGAGAGAGAGGCGGCGGAAGCGGAAGCAGCCAAGGCAAAGGCCAAGGCUGCGGAACCAACCAACAUCGUCAGCCCAACACCAGUAAGCCCUCGCGGAGGCUUUGGUGCGACAAAGGGAUCCGAUAAGAGCAGUGAUGUUGAGCGUUUGGGCAUGGGUGUCACAAGGCUUGGAUUCGGACAGGUUGGCGGUAGCAAGCCUGCUGCGGCGCCGAAGAAGAUGGGUGGCUUUGGUUCAACCAGCCGUGCUCAGGAGGACGACAGCGAACGCUAUGCCCGCGAAAAGUUUGGUACCCAGAAGGGUAUCUCUUCCGACGAGUUCUUCGGCCGUGGCACCUUCGACCCCAGUGCUCAAAACGAGGCCAAGACGCGUCUUCAAGGCUUCGAAGGCGCCACCUCAAUCAGUUCCAAUGCCUACUUUGGCCGGCCUGAGGACGAUGGCUCUGCAGGUGACGACUACGGUGAUCUUGAGUCGGCGGCAAAGGACUUUGUGCGCAAGUUCGGUGUCACGGCAGGCGACGAUUUGGAUAACCUUACGGCGAUGCUUGGAGAGGGCGCGACAAAGUUGCAAGGAGCAAUCCGUAACUACCUCAACAGCUAAACCCAAAAUCUCUCUAUCUUGUCACGCAAGCCACGGUCCCGGCAUGGUGAGGAACAUGAUAGGUUUUUUAUCUUGUGGUUUCGGUUCAUAUCGAAAUGCGUCAUGGAAUGGAUGCGGCGAUGGUAAGACGGUGCGAUCACGACAACAGCAUGGCAUUGUACGCUGCUUUUGCUUCUAGUUCUACCCAUGCCCCUGCUUUUUACUUUCUGGGUGGCUGAAAAAAAAAGCAAAUGGGCUUAUUAUUCUUGUUUAGGAGUUUUAGUAACAAGGCUGGUCCGGUUAGGAUGAAUAGACUGAAUAUUUUGCAACUG